GGGCGGGGAAUGGCGGCCCGGUAAGGAGCGGGCCCCGCUGCCUGUCGCAGCUAUGGCGCGGCUCGGCGCUCGCCCCGGCCGGUCGAUGGAGGUGCUGGCGCUUCUCUGCUGCCUGCUGCGGGCGGGCAGCACCGCCGCCCUCCUGGCGCCGGCAGGCACCCGGCUUGGGGAGGAGGGCGGCGGCAGCAGUGGCCUGGGGCGCCCUCCGUGGGACGGAGACGGCCGGGAGAAAGAAACGGCGGCAGCAGCGCUCCGGGAAAGUGCUAAAAGAAUUAGAUUACUGAAUUCACCAUCAAAAGAUAAUAUGACUGCUUUCUAUGGAAUAAAUCAGUUUUCUCACCUGUUUCCUGAAGAGUUCAAAGCUAUUUACUUAAGAAGCAUACCUCACAAACUUCCCAGAUACAUAAAAGUGCCAAAGGGAAAGGAAAAACCUUUGCCCAAGAAGUUUGACUGGAGGGACAAGAAAGUCAUUGCAGAAGUGAGAAAUCAGCAAACAUGUGGAGGCUGCUGGGCUUUCAGCGUUGUGGGUGGCAUAGAGUCUGCCUAUGCAAUUAAAGGAAAUAACCUGGAGGAGCUCAGCGUACAGCAGGUUAUUGACUGUUCAUACAAUAACUACGGCUGCAGCGGGGGAUCCACUGUUAGUGCUUUGAGCUGGCUCAACCAGACAAAAGUAAAACUUGUGAGAGAUUCAGAAUACACUUUUAAAGCUCAGACAGGACUGUGCCAUUAUUUUGAUCACUCAGAUUUUGGAGUUUCAAUAACAGGAUUUGCUGCAUAUGACUUCAGUGGUCAGGAAGAAGAAAUGAUGAGGAUGCUCAUUAACUGGGGCCCUUUGGCAGUAACAGUCGAUGCGGUUAGCUGGCAGGAUUAUCUUGGUGGGAUCAUACAAUAUCACUGCUCCAGUGGAAGAGCAAAUCAUGCUGUUCUAAUCACUGGUUUUGACAGAACAGGUAGUAUCCCUUACUGGAUUGUACAGAACUCCUGGGGGCCUACAUGGGGAAUAGACGGCUAUGUUCGUGUUAAGAUAGGCAGCAAUGUCUGUGGUAUAGCAGAUACUGUUUCAUCGGUAUUUGUUUGACCCUUACUGGUCAAAGGCAACAAUAAUCAUUUGGAUAAUAGUUUGCUACACACUUUAUGUGAAGAUAUACUUCAAAGCAUUUCUAAAUAAGAAAUUACCCUUAAGGGCAAUUCCUGCUUUUAGGCAGAGCAGGACUGUGUUGGCUGGAAUUUUUAGAAGUGUUUUUAUUUGGAAAGUGUGUUGCAUAUCAGAUCUAUCAUGGAAUAAGAAGACUCAACUUCUUUUUACAUACUCUGCAGUUGAUUCUAUGAAGAGGGACUGAAACUGUGAACAUGAACCCUGUCUGGGUGUUUGAAUACUACUCCAUAAAAAAAAAUCAGGGAAAGAAGUGAUGACAAGUAGUAAGGGAUUUGGAUUAAAUAAUCAAUGAUAUGCGUAUGACAGAAUGCAAUCAAAGUGCUUUGAAUAUAAGAAGAACCACAAUUAUGUCUGCUUAUAUUGCAGAGGAGGAAUGGCAGUUGGAAGAAAAUAUUCCCUCUGUUUUGCUUUGAUAUCUGUCAGAGGUGCUAGAAAAGCCAAGAUAAAAACACAUACUUUUGUCUUACUCCUUUUUGUGAAGUCCUACUUUUUCUCUAAAGCUAGAAUAAUAGAAGAGAGGAAUAGAGAGUCAAAGUUGUUUCCUGAACACACGCUCCCUCUGAAGUGCUGCAGUUCUCCACUAUCAGUCUUCAGACCUUUAUUGGGUAAAUAUAACUUCAGAGCAGGGACUGUAUUUAGAAAGUGCCUGGAAUAUCAGUCUUCUGCAUUAAUUUGUUAAAUGGAUAGAAAAAUAACAAGUAAUUGUAGUUAGACAAACCAAGGUAGUUCCAGUGGUUUAACAUCCUGUGUCCUGGCAGGAUGCAUGUUUUUGCAGAUCAGCCUUUCCAUGCUUUGAGACCUCUAUCAGUUCCAUGCCUUCUCUCUUCUGUACUUUACAAUUAACAGUAAAGUCCAUUGCGAAGCAUAAAUUAAAAACCUUAUUCAUUAUACAAAUUAACCAUUUUUUCUAUAAUGAAUAAGGUUUUUAAUUUAUGUAAUGGUUUUUAGAAUGGUUAAUUUAUAUUUACCACCUCUAGAAAGUCAGCCAUUACAGAAUACUCCAAAUGGAGGGGGUGUUAAAUGUCCCUACAUUAGUUGAAUUCAUAGGUGGGACUUGCUGGGAAUCAAGAGGUGAUUCCAGCCCUGCUGACCUGUAAAAUUGCACUUGCAGACAAAUGUAGCUAGAAUUCACAACCAAACCUGUAAAAUGCUCUGAACUUUCAUCUGGAAUGGUUUACCUCUAUUCUUUCUGAAGCACUACCAUGAAAAGUAUUGAAGCAAUAUUGUAAUUUUUGCAUUCGAUUACUGUAUCAUGUUUAUAGAUCAGUGUAUUAUUAUCUUCUUAUGACAAAUGCAAUCAUAAUUGCCUAUUGUAAGUAUUUUCAUUUCAGGCCUUCUACUUUUAAGUGUUAAUAAUUUUAUAUGAAAGGAAGACCAAGUGCUAUGUUUUACUACUUCAUGUUCUACUGCUUACUGAAUUUACUGGCUGAAAACUUCCAGUUAACAAAGAGGAUAUCUUC
Calidris pugnax (ruff) is the source of this 2616-nucleotide messenger RNA. RefSeq names its product cathepsin O (gene CTSO). Gene Ontology annotation, molecular function: cysteine-type endopeptidase activity. Bases 53 to 1078 code for a protein of 341 amino acids. Lineage: Eukaryota; Metazoa; Chordata; Aves; Charadriiformes; Scolopacidae. Gene Ontology annotation, cellular component: lysosome. The transcript has 9 exons. The record is from RefSeq and is a predicted model, not a curated record.